CACCAACACGCGCGUGCGCUGCGUUAUACGGUCACUUCUUUCACUUCACACACCCUGAAUGGACACAGUCACCACUCAUGCGGACUCAAAAGACUCAUUUCCAAUAGAAAGCUGUGAUCUAGUAAAAGUGGAACUACAAGAUGAACACACCACUUCCCUUCCUAAUCAACAUUUCAAGUCCUUCCCCAGGCUCGCUGGAUUCUGAAAAUGGCAAUGAAAGCUGCCGCUUUGAUGAAGAGUUCAAAUACAUUCUGCUGCCUGUAUCGUACUCAAUAGUGUGUGUCCUCGGCUUGGUGUUCAACUCCGUGGCCCUGUGGAUGUUCCUGACUAAGAUGCGUCCCUGGAACGCUAGCACGGUGUACAUGUUCCAUUUGGCACUGUCAGACAUGCUAUAUGUACUGUCUCUUCCCACUCUCAUCUACUACUAUGCCAAUCGCAAUCACUGGCCCUUUGGUGUGGCCCUGUGCAAAGCAGUGCGCUUCCUGUUCUAUGCGAACCUUUACUGCAGCAUCCUUUUUCUCACGUGUAUCAGCGUGCAUCGCUACAUGGGCAUCUGCCACCCAAUCCGCUCACUCUCACUAGCCAAUCCACGCUAUGCUCAGAUGGUAUGCGGUCUGGUGUGGGCAGCUGUGACCGCAUGCUUGAUUCCCAACCUAAUAUUUGUCACCACUACACAGCGGGAUAAUGACACAUUGUGUCAUGACACAAGUAGUCCCUCUGAUUUUGAAAAUUAUGUCACCUACAGCUCGGUCGUGAUGACACUGCUCUUCGGGGUGCCCUUCAUUAUCAUCAUGGUGUGUUAUUGCCUAAUGGCACGUGCUUUAUGCCGCCCCGGAAAGAUUUCUUCGAGUCAGAGGGGCAACUCGAGGAGGAAGUCCAUUAAACUCAUCAUUAUAGUGCUGGUUGUAUUUGCUGUUAGCUUUGUCCCUUUCCACAUCACUCGCACGCUUUACUAUACAUACCGUGUUCUGGAGGCUGACUGCUGGGUCCUCAACAUUGUCAACUUCACAUACAAAGUCACACGGCCACUAGCCAGCUCCAACAGCUGUCUGGACCCGAUCCUCUAUUUCCUGGCGGGCGAUCACUACCGCACCAAACUUGCACGAGCAUUUGCUAAGAAGCGAGUUCCUGGCAAUUUGCACAAUUUGCACUCUCCUCCAGAUAAAAAUAAUGACCUUGCUUUGGUUUUCAAAAGCCCUGCUGUGCAAGCAAGUAGAGACUGUCCACACUAGAGCUGCGUGUGUGUUCCCAAACAAUGUAAGUUGCUUUCUGAAUUACAGCCAGGGAGAAUGAUGGUUGCGUUUUGAUCUGCAAAGCGUCGCCGGAAUUGCACAACUUCUAGGAGAUGUUCUUUAUGUCCAUUGGUGUGAGAUUCAACAUGUUUACCAUCUUUUGAAGGGCCACUGUCAAGAUAUAAACAUUUACAUAAUGUUACCAUUUAAAGUCAGUUUUGGAAUACACUCCUGAUCUAUUUAUCUUAUUCUCUUAAAUGCAGAAAUACUCUUACAUUGUUAAAACUACAGUUAGAAAACAAUUCUCACGCACAAUCAGUGCAAUAAAAUACUACAAUUAAGUGUAAAAGGUGGAGAUUAGUCUUCUGGUAUUACAGAAAUGCAGACACAUACAAUGGUAGACUGUUGGACAAGGACAUAAAGGGUUAGAGUUUCUGGCAACUCUGGUAUGCAGCUGUUUUGUCCUACAGUCUAGGAGUUUGUGUGUGUAUGAACUAGAGAAAGAGUAGCAAAUGACCCUGAAUUUAUUGUAAUAUGUAAUAAUUCGGAGACCGUGAGACCAUCUACUUAAUCUUUACACUUUUUUAACUAGAUGCAGGCCAGGGAUUUUCCUAACCAUUUGGUGCUCUAAGCGAGAUCCUACUUGGGUUACCUGCUGGCUCACAGGCAAUAAUCAGAUGCUUAUACCACAUAUACAACCAGAAUCCUCACAGGAUAUUGGCAGUGACAAAAAGACAAAAAAUAUGUACUGCGUGUGUGCAUGUCUGCGCACUCGCAGUAACAAAGGUACCCAGAUUUAUAGACAAAAAUAGAGUCAAAGAAAUUGUCAAGGUAACUUGUACCUUUCCUUGGCAUUGCGGUUUUAGCAUUAAGAGUACACCUUCUGUUCUUUAUUAUGGAUAUAAAUGUGAAUAAUGUAUAGCUUGAGUCAAGAAGAGUUUAUAGAUCCUAAUGACCACUGAUGACCACUGAUGUAACAGUAAAGCUUUAUUUUAAAAGCGAAAAUGAUAAUGUAUCUUCCUGUAAUCAUGGUACAACAAAAGAUGUGUCUGUGGUGUGUGUCUAUUAAAAUAUGACAAAUGUCCUUUAUUAUUCAACAUUUUUGUAAUUAUGCACUGUAUAUAAUGUGGUCAAUCUUUCAUUUACAAAUGUCAUGAAAAACAUCUUAAAUAAUGUGAAGUCCCCAGUAGAUGUCAUUUAUUGUGUAAUUUCCAUUUGAUAUUAAAGAUUUUAUAAUUCCUCUUAUUACCUAA
Tachysurus vachellii is the source of this 2485-nucleotide messenger RNA. It is a transcript of the gene p2ry4, whose product is annotated as pyrimidinergic receptor P2Y4. Gene Ontology annotation, cellular component: plasma membrane. Lineage: Eukaryota; Metazoa; Chordata; Actinopteri; Siluriformes; Bagridae. The coding region runs from base 141 to 1232 and encodes 363 amino acids. The transcript has 3 exons. Gene Ontology annotation, molecular function: G protein-coupled UTP receptor activity; G protein-coupled purinergic nucleotide receptor activity. The record is from RefSeq and is a predicted model, not a curated record. Gene Ontology annotation, biological process: G protein-coupled receptor signaling pathway; transepithelial chloride transport.